CGUAAUUUAUCAGCCGGUCGGGGAAACUAUCUUAUGGCAAAACCAAAAAGCCCUGGCGUCUCAUCAUUAAACCCAUCGGACUCUGAUCAGAAAAUCCUUCACAAAAUUUCUGCUACUAUUUUUGUUUCUCCUGCGACCACUUCAAAGGGGAACGAAUUUUAGCAUAGAGGAGAAGACGAGUCGGAGAUCUGUACAAUUUUUCUCUAAAUAGCUAUCUGCCACUAGGUUCUUAUUAGUCGCAGGGUUAUUUUUGUAUCGGAUAUCUUUAUAAGUUUUCUUAUUUUCGAGGGCUCAUGGAAAAGUUUCGACAACAUCCAUUACCUCCUGGUGUUAAUCCGGUACCGAAUACAUCUUCGGGUUCUACUCAUCUGUAUCCACCACCUAUGUCAUAUAUCCCUUAUCCUAUGAACACUCAACAUGCUGGUCAACCUCAUUAUUCUGGAAAUGUUUUCCCUGUCAAUCAGCCUAAUGCGUCUUUACCUCCUGCGCACGGCUUCAAUCCUCAUUUCCAACAAUCUAGUCACUUUGUUCCUCCUCCUGGAAACUUUGCUCUGCAAUUUCAGCCUGCCAAUCCAUGCCAACCAGUCGUACCUCAUUCAUCGUGUUCUUUUAGUUCUCCAAAUGGUAGUGGUCAGUCUCCUUUUGAAUCCAACAGUCACAUACUGUCACAGACGACACCUCAGAGCCACACAACCCCUAGUGUCUCUAUUACAGAUCAGUGUCACCCACAAUUGACCGAGUCAAGUAAACAAACCCCUGAUGCAGAUAUUGUUAAUCAACCAGAAAACCAAAGUCCUACCGAGAUGUCGAAAACAUCUAACUAUGAGAAGGUGGGUUCAAUCCAGUCAAGUGGAGAAUCCAUGGAUCAGCAUUCUGGGGAGCGUGUGAAGCAAGAAGGGAAUUUAACUGAUGCUUGCCGCUCGGGGCUGACUUGCAAAGAAGCUGUUGCAAUUGACUCUGCUGCCCAAGAGGCUGUGCUACGCGAGCAAGAAAUUGCUACACAGCAAAUCAUACAAAACCAAAGACAAGCAAAAGACCUCACUGGACAUAUAGAGGAUGGUAAAGACAUUCUUGCUGGGCGUUAUGAUCCCAAUGCCUUGAAGGAGCAUCUCCUAAAAAUGACCACUGACCAUCGUGCUGAGAUGGCGAGCAGGCGUGGGAAGUUGAUCGACCGAGAUAAUGGUAAUGUGGAAAUUGGUAAUGGCUAUGGUGUGCCAGGUGGCGGUGCUUAUCAGUCUGCAAGGCCCACAAAAAAAUCUAAAGAUGAAUCUUUUGAAGCGAGCCCCUUACUUGAGAAGGAGUCAGAACAAAAGUGUUCUCGCAAGGAGUUGCCUGAAUAUCUGAAAAAAAGACUAAAAGCAAGAGGUAUUCUUAAAGAAAACGAGAUAGAAAAUGGAUCUACAGCAGCAGAGUAUAAAUCUGAAGAUCCACCUGGCCAAACUGCUACUGCCAUUCAGUUGCCUCCUGAUUGGGUUGAGGCAAAGGACCCAGCUAGUGGCUCUUCAUAUUUUUAUAAUGAGAAAACUGGUCAAACUCAAUGGGAGUAUCCUGGUGAGACUGCUUGUUCACAACAGAAUACACCUUCAUCUAGUUUGCCAGAAGAUUGGGAAGAGGCGGUGGAUGAUUCUACAGGCCAGAAGUACUAUUACAACACAAAGACAAAUGUAUCACAAUGGGAGCUGCCAAGUACAACAAACCAGGUUAUUUCGCAACAUGCUGAUUGCGUGCCUACUGGAUAUGAGUUUAAUAUAACUGGUAAUCAUGAACCAAGCUAUAAGAAGAAGUGCAUGGGGUGUGGUGGAUGGGGAGUUGGCCUUGUUCAGGCAUGGGGCUAUUGCAAUCACUGCACACGGAUGCUGAAUCUUCCUUAUCAGCAAUAUUCGGUUCCCAAUUUCAAUGGCCAGGAGCCAAAGAGUUUCCUAACUCACAAAGAUCAUCCAGGAAAAAUGACUUCCAAGCAAAGUUCAAGUUCGAAACCACCAUUAAAUAAAGGAAAUAAAAGAGACAGCAGAAAACGUCAUAAGGAUGAUGAUGAGUUGGACCCGAUGGAUCCAAGCUCAUAUUCAGAUGCUCCACGCGGUGGCUGGGUUGUGGGAUUAAAAGGAGUACAACCACGAGCAGCAGACACCACCGCUACUGGUCCUCUCUUUCAGCAGCGUCCGUACCCAUCUCCUGGUGCCGUUCUGAGGAAGAAUGCUGAGGUUGCUACCCAAACCAAGAAACGCGGUUCUCAUAAUCAUAUGGCACCCAUUACAAAGAGAGGAGACGGCAGUGAUGGACUUGGAGACGCCGACUGAGGUUAUGUUUUGUUCAUUUUGUUUAAAGCUACCUGAUGAACUUCAGCAGCACAAAAAGUUGAUCUCUGAAGAACAUUAACAAACAUGAAAACACCAAAGUUUGAUCUUUGGG
Asparagus officinalis (garden asparagus) is the source of this 2409-nucleotide messenger RNA. RefSeq lists its product as uncharacterized. The coding region runs from base 294 to 2297 and encodes 667 amino acids. Gene Ontology annotation, biological process: alternative mRNA splicing, via spliceosome. The transcript is spliced from 15 exons. The record is from RefSeq and is a predicted model, not a curated record. Lineage: Eukaryota; Viridiplantae; Streptophyta; Magnoliopsida; Asparagales; Asparagaceae. Gene Ontology annotation, molecular function: ribonucleoprotein complex binding; protein binding. Gene Ontology annotation, cellular component: cytoplasm; nuclear body.